AGGCCGGGGAUUCCGCGGGGACGUGAUCGUGGGCUGCAGCGGUGGGCGCAGCGGUCGGGGUCGCGCCCUUCCGGCUUCAGAAUCGGGGGCGGGUCGGCACUGCGCGGCCAGCCAACCGCGUGCCUUCAUGCAGACGGAGGCGGGGUGACUCCAGGGCGGCUCUCCAGCGCCCCCUUCCGGGGUGCGCGUCCUAAAGUGCGGAGUCUGGGUUGCGCGACCAGCGGACCGCGCUCGCGUACGCAAAUACCCGCAGGCCCCGCCCCCAGCCGCGGUCCGCCGGGUCCUCUCGCCGCCCGCAGGCUCCGGUCCAGGCGCUCAGGCCCCAACACUGCCUGCAUUUCGUCUCCCGUCGCCGGGGGGCGCCCUAGCGACGCGGCCUCGCGCAUGCCAGUCCCGGAGCGCCCGCAACCCCGCCCGGCGGGCCACGAGCCCCGGACGCUGGUAUCGCGAAGCCCAGUGUCUCGCGCUCGGCAAGCACAGUGCCAGCCCGCGCCCGGGGAGCUCCACAGGAGGCCCCGGAAGAUCGUGUUUGCGGACGAGCUACGCCCCCGGGCCCCGCCGUACGCAGAGAAGCCUCCCAAAGUUCUGGGACCACGUCCCAACCCAGUACCUGACUAUGAGCUUAAGUACCCGCCAGUGAGCAGCAGAAGGGAUCGGAGCCGCUACGCCGCUGUGUUCCAGGACCAGUACGGAGAAUUCUUGGAGCUCCAGCGCGAGGUGGGGGCCACGCAGGCCAAGCUCCGGCAGCUGGAGGCCCUGCUGAUGUCACUGCCCCCACCCCGAAGCCAGGAGGAGGCUCAUGUGGCAGCUCGAGUCUGGAGAGAGCUUGAAAAGAAGCGGGCGGAUCCUGGCUUCCUGGAUAAGCAGGCUCGCUGUCACUACCUGAAGAGUAAACUGAGGCACAUCAAGGCCCAGAUCCGAAAAUUUGAUGACCAAGGGGACAGCGACAGUGAGGGCUCCGUGUACUUCUGAGUGUCCUGGAGAUGGUGGUGGCUUUUUGUCCCAUGGGGAAUCACACUCUAGUUCUUCCAGGGGAAGCAAGUCCUGCUGAGAAUCCCAGAGAAUAAACACGGGUUAGACAG
Molecule: messenger RNA, 1082 nt
Organism: Microtus ochrogaster (prairie vole)
Lineage: Eukaryota; Metazoa; Chordata; Mammalia; Rodentia; Cricetidae
Gene: Ocel1
Product: occludin/ELL domain containing 1
Exons: 5
Biological process (GO): bicellular tight junction assembly
Cellular component (GO): cytoplasmic vesicle; bicellular tight junction; apical plasma membrane
Source: RefSeq, a predicted model, not a curated record